UUGGACAUUUUCCAACAGUAUGAGUUAAGAUAAACAAAUGAAGUCAGACUUUGACCUCAGUCUGUUAAAAUCCAGAUGGACAGUUACCCUCAGCUGAUCACUGUUCCAUCUACCAGAGCGACUCCAGGUCCUCAGGGUCGAAACAUGAGCGCCUUCGUGACUCUCUCCACAGGGCAGAGGAUGCCUGUGGUCGGACUUGGCACAUGGAAGAGCACUCCAGGACAGGUGAAGCAGGCAGUGCUGGCAGCCUUAGACUGUGGGUACAGACACAUUGACUGUGCUGCUGCAUACAGCAAUGAACAGGAGGUGGGAGAGGCUCUGGCUGUCAGGGUCGGCCCUGGUAAGGCUCUGCGUCGUGAGGAGCUGUUUGUCACAUCCAAACUGUGGAACACCAAACAUGACCCGCAGGAUGUUGAGGAAGCGUGCAGGACCAGUCUGGCCCACCUGGGUCUCUCCUAUUUGGACCUGUACCUCAUGCACUGGCCCAUGGCAUUUCAGCGGGGGAAGGAACUGAUGCCUCAACGCAAAGAUGGAAGUAUUUGUUACUCCGACACACAUUAUAGAGAUACUUGGGCAGCCAUGGAGAGCCUAGUGGACAAAGGUCUGGUCAAAGCCAUAGGACUGUCCAACUUCAAUGCCAGACAGGUUGAUGACAUCAUCAGCAUGGCCAGACACACACCUGUGGUCAACCAGGUGGAGUGCCAUCCUUAUUUGUCUCAAGUAGAUCUCCUGUCUCACUGUCGGUCAGUGGCAGUUUGUGUGACAGCCUACAGUCCUCUGGGCAGCGGGGACAGACCCUGGGCCUCUCCUGAUGAACCCAGUCUGCUGCAGGAUCCUCGACUGGGAGCUAUCGCCCAGAGAUACCAGAGAACACCUGCCCAGGUCAUACUGAGGUGGCAUGUUCAGAGGGGUGUCGUGUGUAUCCCUAAGAGUGUGACUCCCUCCAGGAUCAAGCAGAACUUGCAGGUGUUUGACUUUUCUCUGUCAGAAGACGACAUGAAGGUGAUUGAAUCCUUCAACCGCAACGAGCGCUUCAUCGUCCCAACAGUCGAGAGAGACGGCAAAAGGGUGUGGAGAGAUGGAGAACAUCCUCAUUUCCCCUUCAAUGAUCCUUACUGAGUCUACACACAAGGAAUGUUGUGUUUUUGAAAUUUCUACAUUAAAUUAAAAUAUAAUCAAAAUUAAACUAGCUUUUGCUCUUUGGGAGGAAUGUCAUUGACAUAAUAAAAAUAUUUAAAUGACUAAAUUUGUAGAAGAAAGUCUUUAAAACAUGUUUUCCCCAGUCUUAUCUUUAUUGAGAUUGCAGUGAAGAAAAGUGACUUUUCUUCCACUGCCAGAGUGACACUAUGUGGUCAGUAACAGAACUGCCUCUCUGCCAGGUGACAAUGGCUUUGAUCAGUGUUUCUCAACCAGGGGUCCUCAGGGGAGCUCCAGAGGGGUCGCCAGAAAAUGGGGAAAUAAUUUUCACUAUUUAACUAACUAUAAAAGUGAGCCCAAUGUGAGUAUAAGUACUGGUUGAUAACUGUACAAUUAAUAUCUAUCAACCAGUCUUUUCAGAUUGAGCUCCCUGAAGCAAACUCUUAUUAAAUGGGCGUCCAUGACCUAAUGUUUCAAGGUUAAAUCAUCACUGAGUCAUUGCAGCAGCACCACUCUGAGAGAUCACACUUUCAAUCAUGUUGCACUUCUGAACACAACUGAUGAACAAUUAAUUAUCCUUUUCAAUGUCGGGUAAAAAAUUAAAUGCAGAACUGCUGUGAAAAUCCAUUCAUCCCUCUCCCUGUUGAUGCUUCCUGGCUCACCAAACAAAAAAUCUCAAUGAAAUUUCCCCAAUGAAAUGAAAUUCACCAUCUUAAUUUUCUAUAACUACAGUGGAAACAUCUUAUAGUGAUCAUGGUUACAGUGACAAACUGCUUAAAAGGAGGAGAAUCAUUCCUGGAUAAAUGCUGUUAAAGUAAUUUGCUGAUAGUAUUCAAGUAGUCUCCUUACAAUGUUUGAGUCUUUUCUUAAAUGACAUAUUAUUUAUACUUUACUCCCAUGAUACUGAGGCUGCUGCUGUGUGCACACUGAAAUCAUGACAGGAAGACAAACUGCCAAAAAUGAGGCAAUGAGAUGCUGCAACGAAACUUGGUGUUCCUCAGGUUACCAUUUUCUAGUCUACUCAAACAAUGACAAUGGUUAUAGCUGCUGUUGAUGGAGACAGAAAACAAAUGCGCAUAGAGAAAACACCUGUGCUUGUCCAUGUGAUGCCCACCAUUACUUUGCAUUCAUGUAAUCAAUAUAAAAAUGUUAGAUGGUUAUCUGCAUGAGAUAUAAAGACAGAAAAAUAAAAAUAAUCUGUUUAGUGAUCAAUUUAGCCCGAGUGUGAUCACUGUAAGAGGUUUCUACUGUAUAUCUUUAUAUAGAAGAUACGUACGAGCCUUAAAUUGAGUACAGAUACCCUCAGACAGAAUGCACGUGA
This is a messenger RNA of Epinephelus fuscoguttatus (brown-marbled grouper), 2458 nucleotides long. RefSeq names its product aldo-keto reductase family 1, member A1a (aldehyde reductase) (gene akr1a1a). The transcript is spliced from 9 exons. Gene Ontology annotation, cellular component: cytosol. Gene Ontology annotation, molecular function: aldose reductase (NADPH) activity. The record is from RefSeq and is a predicted model, not a curated record. Gene Ontology annotation, biological process: aldehyde catabolic process. Lineage: Eukaryota; Metazoa; Chordata; Actinopteri; Perciformes; Serranidae. The coding region runs from base 76 to 1119 and encodes 347 amino acids.